CGCGGCUCCUUUGUGCGGGGCGGCGCGGCGCGGCCGGGGCGAUGCUGUCGGGGGGGAAGAAGGCCGCGGAGGCGGCGGCGGGCGGCGAGGGCGGGCCUGAGGCGCCGGUGCCGCCGCCCGCCGCCGCGGGGGCCCUGGGCUCCUCUGCCGAGAGCGGCGGGUCUGCGGAGCGCACUCCCCGCAAGAAGGAGCCGCCGCGGGCCUCGCCGCCGGGCGGUCUGUCCGAGCCGCCGGCCGCCGGUGCCGCACCUGCACCCGGCGCCGAAACCACCGGCAUCGCCGAGACCCCCGAGGGUCGCAGGACCAGCCGCCGCAAGCGGGCCAAAGUGGAGUAUAGAGAGAUGGAUGAGAGUCUUGCAAACCUGUCAGAAGAUGAGUAUUACUCUGAAGAAGAGAGAAAUGCUAAAGCUGAGAAAGAGAAAAAAUUGCCACCACCACCUCCACCGGCUCCUGCAGAAGAAGAGAAUGAAAGCGAGCCAGAAGAGCCAUCUGGGCAAGCAGGAGGACUUCAAGACGACAAUUCUGGAGGGUAUGGAGACGGCCAAGCAUCAGGUGUGGAGGGUGCCGCUUUCCAGAGUAGACUUCCCCAUGACCGUAUGACAUCUCAAGAAGCUGCCUGCUUCCCUGAUAUAAUCAGUGGGCCACAGCAGACUCAGAAGGUGUUUCUGUACAUCAGGAACCGCACCCUGCAGCUCUGGUUGGAUAACCCAAAGAUUCAGUUGACAUUUGAGGCAACUAUCCAACAAUUAGAAGCACCUUACAAUAGUGAUACGGUGCUUGUUCACAGAGUACACAGCUAUCUGGAGCGGCAUGGUCUAAUCAACUUUGGUAUCUACAAAAGAGUGAAGCCCCUUCCAACCAAGAAGACUGGAAAGGUGAUCAUUAUCGGUUCUGGAGUCUCUGGUUUGGCAGCAGCUCGCCAGUUGCAGAGUUUUGGAAUGGAUGUCACAGUUCUGGAAGCCAGGGACCGAGUAGGAGGAAGAGUUGCUACCUUUCGCAAAGGGAACUACGUGGCUGAUCUAGGAGCAAUGGUGGUAACUGGACUUGGAGGAAAUCCCAUGGCUGUGGUCAGCAAACAAGUGAAUAUGGAAUUGGCUAAGAUCAAACAAAAAUGCCCACUUUAUGAAGCAAAUGGACAAGCUGUUCCAAAAGAGAAAGAUGAAAUGGUGGAGCAAGAAUUUAACCGUCUGCUGGAAGCCACAUCCUAUCUCAGUCAUCAGCUGGAUUUUAACGUUCUCAAUAAUAAGCCUGUCUCCCUAGGUCAGGCUCUGGAGGUUGUCAUACAGUUGCAGGAGAAGCAUGUGAAGGAUGAGCAGAUUGAACACUGGAAAAAAAUUGUGAAAACACAGGAGGAAUUGAAAGACCUUCUUAACAAGAUGGUGAAUUUAAAAGAGAAGAUUAAAGAACUUCAUCAACAAUAUAAGGAAGCAUCAGAAGUGAAGCCACCUCGGGAUAUUACGGCAGAGUUCCUUGUGAAAAGCAAACACAGAGAUCUGACUGCACUUUGCAAGGAGUAUGAUGAUUUGGCUGAAACACAAGGAAAGCUGGAAGAGAAGUUACAAGAACUUGAAGCCAAUCCACCAAGUGAUGUUUAUCUGUCAUCAAGAGACAGGCAAAUACUUGACUGGCAUUUUGCAAACCUAGAAUUUGCUAAUGCUACACCCCUAUCUACGCUGUCACUGAAGCACUGGGACCAGGAUGAUGACUUCGAAUUCACAGGCAGUCACUUGACUGUGAGGAAUGGGUAUUCCUGUGUGCCUGUAGCCUUGGCAGAAGGGUUGGAUAUUAAAUUAAACACAGCAGUUCGACAGGUUCGCUAUACAGCAUCAGGCUGUGAAGUGAUAGCUGUAAACACCCGAUCUACUAGCCAGACUUUCAUUUACAAAUGUGAUGCUGUGCUGUGCACUCUUCCCUUGGGCGUAUUGAAACAGCAGCCUCCAGCGGUACAGUUCGUGCCGCCUCUUCCCGAGUGGAAAACUUCUGCAGUGCAGCGUAUGGGGUUUGGCAACCUUAACAAGGUUGUGUUGUGUUUUGAUCGUGUCUUCUGGGAUCCAAGUGUCAAUUUGUUUGGUCAUGUUGGUAGCACUACUGCAAGCAGAGGAGAACUUUUCUUGUUUUGGAACCUGUACAAAGCACCAAUUCUGUUGGCCUUGGUAGCAGGAGAGGCAGCAGGGAUCAUGGAAAAUAUCAGUGAUGAUGUCAUUGUGGGACGGUGCCUCGCCAUCCUCAAAGGCAUAUUUGGUAGCAGCGCUGUGCCACAGCCUAAAGAAACUGUGGUGUCCCGCUGGCGUGCUGACCCGUGGGCCCGAGGAUCAUACUCCUAUGUAGCAGCUGGAUCUUCUGGAAAUGACUAUGACUUGAUGGCUCAGCCGAUUACUCCAGGGCCAGCCAUUCCGGGGGCUCCUCAGCCUAUUCCUCGCCUGUUUUUCGCAGGAGAACACACAAUUCGCAACUACCCUGCAACUGUUCAUGGCGCUUUACUGAGCGGGCUGAGAGAGGCCGGUCGCAUCGCAGACCAGUUCCUUGGGGCCAUGUAUACUUUGCCUCGCCAGCCAACGCCUGGGGUCCCCCCACAACAAGCUACCAGCAUGUAAGAAAAGUAGAAGGGACCAGAAGAGGAGUGACAAGACCGUGGUGCUGCUGUUGUGGAUCCUGGGAUGAAGAUACUCACCUCGUCUGUAACAGCAUCUGCUGAAAGGACUCAGCCCUGAGUUGCUGUAGAAUACUUCUGUUAGGAUGGCCUUACAAAAACUGACCUAACCUUUGCCUUGGCAUCCUUUUACAAAAUCUGUUAUAGCUAUUUGAAGUGUCAGCGUACACAAACCUUUAAUACCAAGCUGGUCAGGGAUUUUUUUGACUCUGCAAAUAGCUUUUUGAAAAUCAAGCUUAUAGCUAGAGGUUUUUUCGUUGUUUUUUUUUUCUACCUAUACAUGUAUUUACAAUUCGGUAAUUGCACAACACCCUCUAGAAGCUGGUUACUAUGAAUAGUAGCUUAGUGUAGAAUUUAUGUAAAUUUCUUUGUUGCUGGCUUUUUUAUUGUUUUGUUUUGAAGAAUAAUAUUUUUUGACCAAUCCUGUUCUUAUCUGGCAUUCUGGAAUUUGCUGCAACUGUUGUCCUACCAGUAACAGCAAAUCACCCCCCUCCAUAACGGUCAGUUGGCUGCUACACCAUAUGCAUCCUGUUUUAGAAAGAAAGCUGAUCUCGCUAAAGGCGUGCUAAGCAUACCAUUUUAUUAAAUACUUUCAACAAAAACCCCAUCAGAAUGAGGUAUUUCUAAGUUAAAAAUUAGAAAAAUUAUUUGUAUAUGUUUAUAUAGAAACAAAGUGGCCUAGGCAGUAAGUUAGCUGAAGGACCUAAUCUCUUGACUUCUGCACACCGCGUGUAGGCACUCUUGUGUACCCGUUGGUUUAGUUUCUGCUGGGUGGUGAGGUGAUGUUGCAGCAGACAUUGUUAACGGUUCUGAAGAAAACUCUGGUUUGGCUGCUUUUCCAAAUAUUUUCCUUUUUAUUAAUUCAGCGCACAGAGCCUUCCUUUCAUUGCAUAGAGCAGUCUUAUUUAAACAUUUAGGUCCUUUUUCCCUCUCUUCCUUUCCCCAUUUGGCAUUAGACUUCUCUUCUUCCAACUUUUCUUAUCCUCUUCUCUCUGCAGUUUAUUUCAUCUAGCCAUGGUCUCUGUUCACAGUUUUGUCUACUUUUCAGUUUUUCUGUUCUCAUUCUCUCUGACCCCAUGUCUGUACACGUGCAGUCCGUUCCAUCUUCCUUCUGUCCUUGCACCUUCUGUUCUGCUGGAGGACCAGCACCUCCUCUUGUUCCAUGCUCAUCCCCCUACAAUUACGUUGCCCACACUUCUUCCUGAAGAAGGUACACACACAAACAUGACUGCAGCCCCUACUUGUCUGUAGCUGUAUUGUCUUUGGCCACAGACUCUUCAUCUCCUAGCAUGAUUGCUUCCGCUGUUUUCUUGUGUCUCCUUAGUAGCUGGAGAUCGUUCUUCCUCUGUCUGUUACCUCCUGGUUGCUUUCUCAUUAGAUGGUGCAGUCUGUGAGGGGGUGUCUCCGUAGGCAGUCCUUCUGACAGGCUGUGAGAAAGGGGAGGACUUUGAUGUGGCAGCGGCGAUAGUCUGUGAGGGGGCACAGGCUUGAGGUGUCGAGGACUGAGCCUGUUUGAAGUGGUUUUGGGGCCAUGGGGGACCCUCUGUCCCAAACCUCUGUCUAAUUUAGUGCUGCCUUCCCCGUAUCUCUGACUUCACCAGUGUUGUUGCUACUUGAGCCCUUUAUUGAAAGGGAUAUUCUCGGCAACACUACUCAUCCUCACUUUCCUUGCCAGGGGACAAGACAGACUUACUGAUGGUUGGUCAGGAAACGGCCACUGAAGUGGUGCAGGAAUUGCAAGUCCAGCAGGGCGUGGAGGAGGGGUGUCUAGGAGGUGACUAGGAGUAAACAGAGAGUAACUUGGGACUCAAGACUCCCUGCCUUAUGUUCAGGUAAAAGUCUAUCAGCUCUACUACCCAGAGAAAUUGUGCUCCAGGACGAGAGGCAUGACAGGCCUUCAAAAAAGCCACCAAGAGCUGAUCUAGUCUCUUGGCUGGUCUGACUGAGGAUGGGAGAAUGAUCGGAGAAUUGGGAUGCUCUGUUCUGUGACCAGGCUUCUAGCAUCUGCGGGUGCUCUGUGUCUGUGGGGUGCUUUGCUGUUGGUAUUAGUGAUGUGCUGUUUCACCGUGGGGACUUGUCAUCCCACUUGCUUUAGUGAAGUGUCAAAAACUCAGAAAAGUACUUCUGGCCCACUGGGAAAUAAAGUUAGUCCUCAGCUUGA
This is a messenger RNA of Falco peregrinus (peregrine falcon), 4811 nucleotides long. RefSeq names its product lysine demethylase 1A (gene KDM1A). The transcript has 20 exons. The coding region runs from base 42 to 2594 and encodes 850 amino acids. Gene Ontology annotation, molecular function: oxidoreductase activity; protein binding; flavin adenine dinucleotide binding. Gene Ontology annotation, cellular component: nucleus. Gene Ontology annotation, biological process: regulation of DNA-templated transcription. The record is from RefSeq and is a predicted model, not a curated record. NCBI's taxonomy places the organism in Eukaryota, Metazoa, Chordata, Aves, Falconiformes, Falconidae.